UCCUCCCAUCGAUUCAUCGCACAGAUGAGGUGUAAACAUGUCGGUGAUGGGGGGUGGCACAAGAGGAUUUUACUUUAACACUGUUCUGUCUUUAGCUCGGUCUUUAGCCGCGCACCGCCCUGCACCAAUCGAAAAGGUCAAAAAGCUACAAUGCAUGUGUCCAGUGGAAGUGCGUGGUGUGUUUACUCUAGAUGUAAGAAGACGAGAUGCUGUGGUUGCCUUGGGGGUCUUCCUGGUAGAAUCUGGAUUACAGCACAAAGAAAUACUUGUUCCCUAUUUACUAAGCCUAUUGAAAGGGCUGCCUCAAGUUCAGUGGAUUGAGGAAAACUCCAGAAAGCAUGGAAAUGAAUUUCUGCCUGUUGCAGAAAACUUUGGAUUCUGUUUAGUGACACUUUUAGCAGAUGUUGCUCAGCGAGAUCCUCAUUUCAAGGAUGAGAUUUUGAACACAUUAAUGGAAGUUAUGCAGCUGUUGCAAGAGAUGUGCCAAAUCCCUGAUAAUCAUGACAAAGUUUAUCUCUGUAGGUAUGUGGUGCCAAGCCUUUUGGGCAUGACCAGGGCUUUUGGACGCUACAGCAUCACAGAUGAAGCACUGUUGUCCAAACUGUUCCCCAAAGACUCUCCUCAGACCCAUGCUGUGGUGGAGGAGCCUGAGGGAGUACGACGCAGAUCUUUCAAUGACUUCCGCUCCAUCCUUCCCUCCAGUCUCCUGACUGUGUGUCAGAGUGAUACAAUGAGGAGACGCACAGGUACCAGCCAUGACUCCUGUUCACAGGUGUGCACAGAUCCUGGAGGUCAUUCUCCCUGUUCUCCCACAGCUCCUGUUUCACAUUAUUUUGAAGGAGCGUACCUCUCAGAAAGCACCACAGUGGACCCAAACUUCUAUUUCUCGACUGUCAGCUCCAGUUUUUCCAUGUCUCCUCUGUUUAUGUGCACUGAAGAGCAAGAGGAGGAGGUGUCUGUGGAUCUGCUGAAGCAGCUACUUGGCAUGGUUAAAAAGUUAGUUUCAGACUCCUUCCUGAAAUCAGUGGAUGCCACAGUAUCUGAGGUUACAGAGUCUCAUCCUGGGAUUCAUCUUUUCUACAAAACCUUCAGUGACCCUCUCUACGUAUGUGUGUUCAAAAUGCUGCGAGACACACUCAACCAUAUCAGAGCUUUGCCAGCGGCUUUCGUACGAGAAGUACACGACUUUGUACUGGAGCAGUUCAGCAGCAGUCAGUCAGAACUGCAGAGGGUACUUCAUGACACUGGGGGGUUGCCAGGGGAACAGAGCCCCCUCAAGCUCCGUUGCCAAGCCAACGCAGCCUGUGUCGACCUCAUGGUGUGGGCUGUUAAAGAUGAGCAAGGAGCAGAGAAUUUGUGUACAAAGUUAUCAGAAAAACUACAAUACAAAACUUCCAGCAAAGUCAUCAUUGCCCACAUGCCCCUCCUUAUCUGCUGUUUACAGGGAAUUGGGCGUCUGUGUGAGCGAUUUCCAGUUGUGGCAAACUCGCUCACCACCUCACUUAGGGAUUUCUUGGUUGUCCCUUCGCCUGUUCUUAUUAAACUCUACAAGUACCACAGUCAGUACAGCACAGGUACAGGAGAAAUCAGGAUCAGUGUGACCAAUGAGUAUUCCCAGUCCACACUGAAUGUUCUGUCAAACAAAAAGGACCAACCAUCUAUGUAUGAGCAGCUCAGAGAUAUAUCCAUCGAUAACAUCUGCCGAGGUCUAAAGGCUGGUCUGACGAAAGACGAUGACAUUGUUAAAGCUUUUCUGGCCAGUUUAUCCAUUCGUCUUUACAUUUCACAGGAGAGUGACAAGGAUGCGCACCUAAUACCAGACCACACCAUUCGAGCCUUGGGCCACAUCGCUGUAGCUUUGAGAGAUACACCCAAAGUCAUGGAACACAUUCUUCAAAUCCUCCAACAAAAGUUUUGUCAGCCUCCAUCACAAUUGGAUGUCCUUAUAAUAGAUCAGCUCGGUUGCAUGGUCAUUACAGGAAAUCAAUAUAUCUACCAAGAGGUGUGGAACCUUUUCCAGCAGAUCAGUGUAAAAGCUAGUUCAGUGGUCUACUCUGCUACCAAAGAUUACCGGGAUCAUGGCUACAGGCACUGUUCUUUGGCAGUUAUCAAUGCUUUGGCAAAUAUUGCUGCCAACCUUCAAGGGGAGCAGCUCGUGGAUGAACUGAUGGUGAAUCUUUUAGAGCUGUUUGUCCAACUGGGUUUGGAAGGAAAGAGGGCCAGUGAGAGGGCCUCUGAUAAGGGGCCGGCUCUCAAAGCCUCAAGUAGCGCUGGAAACCUUGGAGUCCUCAUUCCAGUUAUUGCUGUGUUGACCCGAAGACUUCCGCCAAUCAAAGAGGCUAAGCCCCGCCUUCAGAAGCUGUUUCGGGACUUCUGGUUGUAUUCUGUGGUCAUGGGUUUUGCUGUGGAAGGCUCAG
Molecule: messenger RNA, 2417 nt
Organism: Boleophthalmus pectinirostris (great blue-spotted mudskipper)
Lineage: Eukaryota; Metazoa; Chordata; Actinopteri; Gobiiformes; Gobiidae
Gene: pi4kab
Product: phosphatidylinositol 4-kinase, catalytic, alpha b
Exons: 20
Source: RefSeq, a predicted model, not a curated record